This is a messenger RNA of Colletotrichum truncatum, 1083 nucleotides long. RefSeq lists its product as uncharacterized. The record is from RefSeq and is a predicted model, not a curated record. NCBI's taxonomy places the organism in Eukaryota, Fungi, Ascomycota, Sordariomycetes, Glomerellales, Glomerellaceae.
AUGUGCUACGGGACCCUUCAGUACUCAUGUUGCCACACCCAAACGACACGGCUCACCUGCCGCAAAACUUGGCGGAAGAGAACGGGAUGGUUGUGCUAUGCAAUCGUGACCUUCAUAUGCGGUGUAGGCCCUGAUGAGCCGUGCGAUGAGGUCCGCGGAGACAAGCACUGGUGGGUCACGCGCAGUUGCCCGGAUUGCCGCGCGGCCGAGGAGGCCGGCACUCAAACUAAGGGCCGUGUGCACGAUCGUUACGCCAGCAAGCUAACACCGGAGGACCUCCGUCGCUCACGACGCCGCAAGGAGGAAGAGGACCGGCAGAAGGAUUUGGAACGGAAGGCGUAUAGAGACGAUAGGAUCGAGAUGCAGAAGAUUAAACGAGCCGAUCAGGGGUAUGACAGAAACGCUCCUCUACCUGCAAUGCCAUCAUUCGCCCACGUUUCGCUUGGUGAUAGAUCGGGACAGCCGUUGCAUCGCCUUCCGCAGCAAGGAGCGAACAAGUCCCCUUCUGCCUCGUCACAACAAAAAUCACCACUGAACAUCCCACACGACGAGCAACAGGAUGCCAACACCAAUGGAUAUACUAGAUCAAGGAAGAUGCAGGCCAUCUCAAAUGACAAACCUGUAGACGUGGAUCAUAGGUCCAAAAGAGAACGAAGGGUUGGUGGAUAUGGUGGAUUUGACUUGAGCCCAUAUGGACACGACCAAAUGCGACGAAACACCUUGAAAGUACACGACGAUGGCCGAAACCCAUACCGGCCUUACGAGAAAGAUAUGUCACCGAGAAAUUUGACCCCUCCUAAAUCUACUCCUGAAGCAGCUUCUCCAUCGUCAACUGGGCAACGUCAACGCUUUACAGACAGAAGAGAUCAAAACCUUAAGCCCCUGAGAAUGCUCCAGUUACCAGGCUCCCUGGCUGGUCAAACGCCAGUAAAUCAGACUCCCAAAUAUUCAGGCGAACGAAAUGGUGGUGUUGAAAGACUUCUCGACUCAGCCACACGUGCCAGUGUUCGCACAGAGUCCAUGGUGUCGGACUCUGACUCGUUUGUUUGUCAAGACGCUCGCGCCGUGGAGCGUGGCCGGUGA